Molossus molossus (Pallas's mastiff bat) is the source of this 4778-nucleotide messenger RNA. It is a transcript of the gene CAST, whose product is annotated as calpastatin. Gene Ontology annotation, molecular function: calcium-dependent cysteine-type endopeptidase inhibitor activity. Gene Ontology annotation, cellular component: cytoplasm. The record is from RefSeq and is a predicted model, not a curated record. The coding region runs from base 372 to 2672 and encodes 766 amino acids. The transcript is spliced from 31 exons. NCBI's taxonomy places the organism in Eukaryota, Metazoa, Chordata, Mammalia, Chiroptera, Molossidae.
UUGGUUGGUGAGACUCGAGUGAAAUGAUAUGGGGAUGAAAGGGGAUCAAAGUUCGUUCGGGAUCCCCCCGCCCCAGACUGCGGGAUCCUGCCUACCCCGUAGAGUCGGGGCUGCAGGGCGUGGCUGCCUGGAGAAAGAACACCUUCGCUAACCCGCCCCGAGGCAAAUCGGGGGGCGGGGCCAUCCCGUUUGGGGCGGGGCCCGUGUCAGGCCCAGCCCAGGUGUCCGCAGACCUGCAGCUACGGGACUUGCAGAGCACAGUGCCAGCCAAGUCCAGGGCAGGUGGUGUGAGAGCCCAGCGCCUUCAGCACCGCACCCCGAGUUCUCGCCCGGUCCUGCGCGGUGCUGCUCAGAGCAAACCGGUUAUAACCAUGGCAUUCGCAAGCUGGUGGUACAAGACGCAUGCCAAUGAAAAAGACAGUAGAUCACCUUCCAGGUCAGGAGAAAAGAAAGAAGCAGAUGAGGACAAAGCACCAAGCCAUGGGAGCAGUCAACCCUUCAGAACCCAUGCUGGUGGGACAGCCCCGGCCACCAAGGUGUCUACUUCUACCACGUCAACUAGCAAGUCUUCCAGUAUGAAUCCCACAGAAACCAAGGCUGUAAAAACAGAACCUGAAAAGAAGUCACAAUCAACUAAGCCAUCUGUGGUUCAUGAGAAAAAAGCCCAAGAAAUAAAGCCAAAGGAACAUACAGAGCCAAAGAACCUACCCAAACAUGCAUCAGACACAGGAAGCAAGCAUGCUCAUAAAGAAAAAGCGGCUUCCAGAUCAAGUGAGCAGCCAGCAUCAGAGAAGUCAACAAAACCAAAGACUAAAUCUCAGGACACAGUUUCUGCUGGCGGGAAGAGUGUUGUUGCUGGUGUAGCUGUGGCACCUGGCAAGUCGGAUGACAAGAAAAAAGAAAAUAAAUCAUUAACAUCGGCGGUACCAGUUGGGUCCAAUGUGGGUAAACCAUCUGGAAAGUCAGACAUGGAUGCUGCUUUGGAUGACUUAGUAGACACUUUAGGAGAACCUGAAAAAAAUGAAGAAAAUAACACACCAUAUACGGGACCUGAAGUUUCGGAUCCCAUGAGUUCUCUCUACAUAGAGGAAUUGGGUAUACGAGAAGGCACAAUUCCUCCAAAAUACCGGGAACUUUUGGCUAAAAAAGGCAUCACAGGACCUCUUCCAGACUCUCCGAAACCCAUGGGGCUCGACGAUGCCAUCGACUCCUUGUCAUCGGACUUCACCUGCAGUGCGCCUGCCCCUGGUGGAAAGGAAACUGAGAAAGAGACGUCUACGGGAGAAGUUUUAAAAGCUCAGUCAGCCAGGGUAGCCAAAAGUGCCGCUCCACCGCAUGAGAAAAAAAGAAAGGUGGAGAAGGAGAAGGACACGAUGAGCGACCAGGCGCUGGAGGCUCUUUCCGCCUCGCUGGGCCACCGGAAGUCAGAGCCCGAGCUCGACCUCAGCUCCAUUCAGGAAGUCGAUGAGGCAAAAUCCAAAGAAGAGAAACGAGAGAAGUGCGGUGAGGAUGACGAAACGGUCCCAGAGGAGUACAGAUUGAAACCAGCGAUGGAUAAAGAUGGAAAACCACUAUUGCCAGAGCCUGAAGAAAAAUCCAAGCCCCGGAGUGAAUCAGAACUCAUUGACGAGCUUGCAGAAGAUUUUGACCAGGCUAAAUGUAAAGAAAAACAAGCUAAGCCAACUGAAAAAACAAAAGACUCUCAGGCCCUGGCUCCCGUGGGAGAGGAUGUGCCUCGGGCCUCCCUGUGCAGCGUGCAGUCGGCACCGCCCCAGCCGGCACCGCCCCAGCCGGCACCGCCCCAGCCCGCUGCUUCGAAGGGCAUGGUGCCAGAUGAUGCUGUGGAAGCCUUGGCCGGCAGCCUGGGGAAGAGGGAAGCAGAUCCAGACGAGGGGAAGCCAGUGGAGGAUCAAGUCAAGGAGAAAGCCAAAGAAGAGGAUCGUGAAAAGCUUGGUGAAAAAGAAGAAACAAUUCCUCCUGACUAUAGAUUAGAAGAGGUCAAGGACAAAGAUGGAAAACCACUCCUGUCAAAAGCAUCCAAGGAAUCACUUCUACCCAUGAGUGAAGACUUCCUUCUUGAUGCCUUGUCUGAGGACUUCGCUGGACCCCAAAACACUCCACCACUUCCAUUAGAAAAUGCUAGACUGUCAGCUGCCAUCUCAGAACUGGUCUCCCAAACCCCAGCGACAACCACCCACUCUGCAGGUCCAGCCCCUGGCGCUCAGAAGGACAGCAAAGAGCUCGACGAUGCCCUGGAUCAACUUUCUGACCGUCUAGGGCAAAGGCAGCCUGAUCCAGAUGAGGACAAACCACUGAAGGAUAAAGUCAGGGAAAAAGCUAAGGCUGAACAUAGAGACAAGCUGGGAGAAAGAGAUGACACUAUCCCACCUGAAUACAGACAUCUCUUGGAUAAAGAUAAGGGCACGCCACCUAAAGAGAAACCCAAGGAAUCAAAGAAACCUGCAGAUGACCAAGACCCCACUGAUGCCCUGUCCAAGGAUUUAGACGGCCGUCCUCCAGCUGCAGAAACCUCAGAGAACACAGCACAGGACAAAGCCAAGAAGACUGCUUCCGGCUCCAGAGCGUCCAGGAAUGGGGGGAAGGCGAAGGACCCAGCAAAGGCAAAGGAGACAACUUCCAAGCCAAAAGCUAAUGAAAAAAAUACAAGUUAAAGUGCACACUAUUUGGUGUCUACAUAUAAAAUCUUCAGCUGGUGGCUGGUGACUUCUGAAGAACAAAAGGCUUGGACAACAAAUUUUUCUGGGUGGCUUCUGGACAGUGGUAUUUGUUGAGUGUUUGACAUCCUAAAUAUUGGUUUGUUAUUCUUUUCCCGGAAAGAAACUGAAUUUGUCUGGUUCACCUGUGCUAUUGUACUGAGUAUUGAUAAACUUUUAAUUUUUAAAAAUUGCCUUCAGUUGGGAGAGAAAGGAGCUUUAUAUUUCUAAGAGAUAUAUUUGAUAGUUUGUUAAAGCCACACUCACACACACACACACACGCACACACCAAGGAAAAACUUUUGCAAACUUUUGCACAUACUACACACAGUGCCUGUAAAUCUCAUUAGUAUUUUCGGUUUCACUUAAUUUUUGUUGUUGUUGUUAGCAUUUGGAAAUCAAUGCUUUCAACAUUCUUCAAUGCUCUGAUUUCUCAUUUCCCCUUUCCUCUUGGGCUUUUGAACUUGUAUUUGAUGAUUCUUUGGGUUAAAGUUUAUAAGUCCAACAUAAAAUUUGUACAUUGGGCACUUAUCUCCUCUUGGGCUGCUAAUAAUAAAUUAAUAGGUAACCUGGACAGACCAUGAAGCACUGCAUUUAUAGGUUAAACUCUUCUUUGCCAAAGGUUAGGACUUCUGCACCUUAUAGCCAGCUCAAAACAUACUGAGACUUGAAUCAAGUCAAAAGAGCAAGAUACAGGCUCUAUGUCCCGCAUAACAACUUCCAAGAAUAAAAUCGUCUACUUCGAAUAUUCACGUGGCUUGAAUUUGCUAGUUUCCUGUGUUAAGCUGUGCCUUCCGUUCCCUCAGUAUAAAACCCGAGCAGCAACUGUUUGCUUAGACCACUGCGACACUAGUCUUUGCCCUGCGCAGCACCCGGCUUUAUGGAAGUUAGGUCUACCGAAUACAAAACCGAACUUCUGCUUAAAAAAUAUCUGGAAUUUAAAAAUGUGCUUCUCACCCCCUCACAACAAUUUAAGAACUAGGCUCUACUGUCUUACAACUUUGAAUGGUUUCUCAGAUCUUUCUGAAUGAAUUGUUUAUGGACGUAACACUGAUGAGAUUUUGAUAAAUAUUUAAUUUCAUCAUUACUUCCCGGUAGUAAAUGUAGGAAGAUAUCAGGUACAUAUCAUAAACUGCUCUGGAAUUUCUUGUUUGAAAGAGCACAGCCUUCCUUAGCAUCUGUUUGGAGGUUUCAUUUAUUAGGACUUAACUGACUUCACUAAAUAUAAUAUCACCAGUAUUGUCUAAGGUGGGGGGAGAGACAAAAAUAACACUGAUUAUAAUGGGCAUCAAAUUUUGUUAAUAUGUUCUACAAAUUCUCUUUAAAAAACAUGCAUGUACCUAUGAGAUUUCAAACUUCACCCACUUUAAAUGCUAUGUCUAUAUGAUCAGAGACACGGGCAUUUUUUUUUUAUUAUUCUAAGUCUGGGAAAUAUAAGCCAGUGUUAUGGUGACUAAACAGACCUUUUCAAGGCACUGACGAGAAAAUAAAACACACGUUUCCUGAGGGAUUUUAACUCUGUAUCUAAUUCUUCCAUUGGGGUAGUAUAAAGGGGGGUUUUUUGUUUGUUAAAAAAGGUAGGACCUUGGACAUUGACAGAUGUGUUUGCAAGAAUAUGGCUGCAGUAUUACUAACUUCUAUGCAUAUAUGCUAUUUUUAAAUGACAUACCAAAAUCCAGAGAUUUAAGAAAUGCCUAUAAAAGUAAACAUUUACUUAAGGUACUCUGAAUAUGCCUUUUUGUUAAUCAGAAAUGUUCUCAAGACUUGGGUGUUUGAUAUUAAUUGAUGAUGACUUGAGUAAGCUUCCAGAUCUAAAGCAAUCCUUGUUUACCCACCUAAUUAGGAAGAAAUACUUGCAAAUAUAUGCUUAGAGGUAAAUAACAACUUUUUAUUACCAAAAAGGUUUUGCACAUUGUUGUGGCAAUACUGUGUCUGUUUGGAAAGGCACUUCUCCAAAAGCCAACGAAAGUAGGUUCCUCAGGUGACCCAACUGAAGAUCACUAUUUCCAUGUUUCAUUAAUCAAGAUGUAAAAUACAAUUAAAGAAAAAUAUUUUACAUUCAAA